Actinia tenebrosa (Australian red waratah sea anemone) is the source of this 2920-nucleotide messenger RNA. RefSeq lists its product as uncharacterized. Lineage: Eukaryota; Metazoa; Cnidaria; Anthozoa; Actiniaria; Actiniidae. The record is from RefSeq and is a predicted model, not a curated record. Gene Ontology annotation, cellular component: late endosome; early endosome. Gene Ontology annotation, biological process: protein targeting to lysosome; early endosome to late endosome transport; endosome to lysosome transport. Gene Ontology annotation, molecular function: phosphatidylinositol binding.
GGUGCUUGAUCCGUGCUGGAUCCCUGCCGUGAUGCCUUGAUCACGAGUCAGAUCAUGACAUCCAGGCAAAGAUUUUUGUUUUGCCAAUGGUUUUGCCAUGCCAUGACCUGAUCGCUUUAAUUUAAUGGCUCUCAAACCUCCAUAGUCACAGAACCUUAAUCGAGGUGUCAAAAUGGCUGCAAGUGAUGAAGACUCUUUGGAAAGAUCUUUCAAUUCAAGCUUUCGCAGUAGUGGGAGAAGAACCCUUCGUUCUGCUCGCUCUGUAUCUUCAUUAAAUUCUCAUGUACCUCAGGUUGAUUCUUCGAUCUUAGAGACUGUUACUCUAGAGCAACGAGACAAGUUCACGCUCUACAAAGUCGUUGUAAACAAUGGUGACACGAACUGGGUUGUAUAUAGAAGAUAUGGUGACUUUAUGCUCUUGAAUAAGAAGCUAAGGAAAGCAUUUCCACACUUCCGGCUUACUCUUCCUGGAAAGCGUUUUUUCAGAGACAACUUCAACAAAGAAUUUAUUGAUAGACGACAGCAAGGGCUUGAGGAGUUUAUGUGGAAUGUUCUGAGCCACAGAGAUCUUGUGCAGUGUAAUGACGUUCAGAGGUUCUUUAGGCUUAAUAAUCCUCCACAACCAAAUGAAUGUUUGGAGUCAUGCCAAUCAUAUGCCCAAUCAUUAGAGGUUGCUCUAGCCAAUCUAAGAUAUAAACUAAGAGAUCAAAAUGCUGAAUUGACUGCUCUAAAGACUGAAAUAGCCCAAACAAAAUACCAAAAAAAUAAUGUUGAAUCUAUGUCAGAGAAUGACCAAAGGUAUCGCAAUAUGGUAGACAAUGCUACAAAGGCACUCAAAGAGCAGCUACACAUAGCUCAGGAAAAUGAAAGGAGAGCAAAAGAUGAGCUACAACAGCUGAGAGAAGAAAUCAAAGCAGAAAGAGCAUCAGUACAUGCAGCAAGAUACAUCGACAGGCAAGAGAGAGAGUCAAGAUUGAGGAAUGACAUGAUGAACUUUCACCAAGCACAGCAACAAGUGGAUARCAAUAUCAAUGAACUAACUAAUGCUGCUAGUCAUUUACCUCCUGUAAAAAUAGAAACAGGGGGUAAAACCUAUGAGGUGAAGGUAGAUGAUGAUAUCUCAAAGCAGGUCUUGGCUCUAAAAAAGGCCCUUGAUGAAUCAAGACAUGAAAUUCAAAAUAUGCACAGAAAUGCUUUAGAAAUGUACAGACAGGAAGCAGAARAUCUUAAAGCUGACCUUCAACGAGAAGCAUAUCAAAAUCAGGAAAGGACUAAGCAAGUAAAUGAACUUCGUUCACAAUUUGAGCAACUACAAUUGGAAUAUCGUGCAGCACGUAUGAAACAUGAUGAAAAUAUAAACGAUAUUCAAAGACAAUCAGCUGAAAAUCAACGAUAUGCAAUAGCAAUAGAAGAGAAAUACUUUUACUCGUUGAUUAUUGGAGUCAAGCUGAACAUGGCGAUACGAGGCACUCGAAUUCUACACAUCAAUCGACUAAACCCAAUGACUUUAUUUGAGAGAGUUAGGAAUYAUGGAAUAGCAAUCGAGCAUUGGCCGAGCUGGAUAUCGCGUGAACUGGCAACAGCGUCAACGUUUGGAGAGGACACACAAUCUAUGACUUAACCCGAGAAUUUGAGUACGGUACGGGAGGGUAAAUUCACGAUUCAUACAUUUUCUGUAGAAUAUAAAGAGUUAUUUAUCAAUCAAUUUAUAAUGUAGUAUCUUAUAAUGAAUUUUAACCCUCCUUAAAAUAGGCAGCGCGUUGAAUCAAUAUGCCGCAUUGUUGCUGGUUUUUUGACGUUAAAAUAAAUAUGAAAAUCAAUGUAACUUUUUAUCAUUAUCAGCCUGUGAACGGUAAAUCAUACAGACUGUUGGUGAUGCUAAUUGUAAAAAAGGAAAGGUCCCGUGUUUUAUGAAGAGUACAGUGCUACAAAUAGGCCAUUCCUGGCAUUUUAUCUUGUUUGGAGGCUCUGCUUUUCAUGAAUCUAAUAAUGAUUGUAGGUAGAAAAUAUAAUUGUAGGAAUAAAAUGCGCGCGCUAUAAUCCUUUGACAAGUCGAGGGGUUGUGCCAUUGUAACAACUUGCUUCGUGUUUAUCAAGAAUUAUAUUGAUAAAGAAAUUAUCUCUUUUUAAAAUUGUCAAGAGAAUUAGGACCAAGUCGAUGGGUAUUUAUUCAGAUCUCAAACAAUCUCGUGUGGGAGAAGCUUUUAUUAGAGUGGUUUUCUUAUGUCYAUGAAAAACUCACAGUAAACGGUUCUGCGCAGUUUUAUUGGCCAACCAAUAAUUUGGCGCGCUGUCAUUGGUUCAAAAAGUAUCGCCAAUUCCGUGCCGUGCCGUGCAUUUUUAACUCUAUUAAAUUACAGCGCACGGCACGCCUUUACUAUGCGUUUUUCAGUCAUAUCGAAAACUGCGCACAUUUCAUUCGUGUUUCUUUAUUUKACUGGGCAACAAGCUAGUUCGGCCUCACAGAGAAUUAUCGUUCUUAAUUCAAAUCAUUUGUAUAUAACGCWUCAAUUAUAAGAAUUACGAUAUUUUUAGUGUAUUAUAAUUUUGUUGUUAAUCAAAAUUUCAAUUAAAAAUAAAAUUGACGCUACAUGAGUCGAUCAUUUUGUUCAAAACAGAAACCCUAACUUUGAAGAAAUAAAUCAAAGUGAUCCAACAUUUCGACUACGAAUCGUGGAAGUAGCAGUUUUUCUAACAGUUUUGUCGUGUUUAUCGAGGCAUAUACUAUAAAAUUGGUAUGCCCAGUUUAGACAUAAUUGUCUAGAACAUUUUGGUGCAAGAGCAAACACAACCCGUCUAUCUGCGCAAAUACAACGUCGUGUUAGGGCUUGUGAGAUCAAAAUACUCUGAGAAAAAUGAUCCUUGUCAAUACUUAAUUAAAUUUUUAAGUUGAGAAUUUAGUCACAUUACAAAACCAAAA